This is a messenger RNA of Suillus clintonianus, 1278 nucleotides long. RefSeq lists its product as uncharacterized. NCBI's taxonomy places the organism in Eukaryota, Fungi, Basidiomycota, Agaricomycetes, Boletales, Suillaceae. The transcript has 2 exons. The record is from RefSeq and is a predicted model, not a curated record. Bases 1 to 1278 code for a protein of 425 amino acids.
AUGAAAGAAAAAGAACCUACAUCCCUCAAGGCCAUCUCCCAAGCCACACGCCCAUACCCUAAUACCCCCCGCCCUUCAUCUCAAUCAACCCGGUCCGGGCCAAAAUACUUCCCCCCUAACACUCUGCAAGAAGACGAUUUGGAACUCGCUAUGGACACGAUACCCUAUGAGUUCAACGUAAAAUCGUCCAACCCUAGCAGUACAGAACCACCCUCUGACGGUCUCGCAAACUCUAUCCACGCUCCAAGUAACCCCACGGCAGACCACAUGAUGAACGAACCCCCCAGCCCCAACGUAAACCAUGUACCCUCCCCCGAAGAACAAACCAUUCUGGCACAUCUAGCACUAGCAGACAUGAACAGAUCCGUGCUAAGUCAGAACGGCACGUCCCAUGGCACGAUACUCCCCCAAUUUACCCCAGCCCCAAUCGGGGGUUUCCCGACAGUGCACAUGUCACAUUCAGCGCAAAUAUUCGACCACCUGGAUAAUAGGGUCCUGCUCGCCUGGUUCCAGGUUGAGCACCCGAAAUUCAUGGUCCGGGUUUUCGACCACUCUGGGAAAGAAGUAGCUGAGAGAACCGCCAUUAUUGCGGAACGCUUACGGGCCAACAUCACCAUCAUCGCAGAAUCCAUCCAUAACGAAACCCCCUCCAUUCGCGUCUCCCCCCCGCAACCCCAGGGAGGAAAAGGAGCAAAGAACCUCCCAUGCGGCUUCCUGGUCCACAAAGUAUCCAACGAGACGAAGAAUCUCAUACUUAACCAACGCAUAUGGUCCACAACUGACCUAACAUUCGAAGCCCUCCCGUUCAACUGCACACACCCCCCAGAUCUCCUUUUUGGCCUAUCGGGCUUCACAACCCUAGACACAGCCACCAUCCUCCAAGCCGUUACCGAAACCUGGUCCCAUGACGAAAACCGCUAUCGCAUUGAAGAACUCUUCUCGAAAUGUGGACUACCGGACGACGAACUGAUAUAUAAGGCAACCAGAGACUUCAUCAUGUCCUGCCGGGUCGAGAUGCUCGACUUCAAGAUACCGGGUGGCCUCUCUGUCCCCAGAUUCAACAUCCUUGCAACCAGCCCAACCAAUGACGCAAAAACAUGGACCGACCUCAGAAUCUUCCUAAGCACCCUCACCUACCCCACCAACCUCGACGGCUGUGGAUCUGCCACGGCGCUCUUCGCCUGCCAAAUCUGCCACUCCCUCGCCCACCCGCGUGGCCUAUGCCCUUUCCCCACUCACCCCAAACUGGAACGGCCCGAAAGUAGGCAACAGGAAUAG